AUGCCCGGCCAUUGCGGGUUGCUGGCCCUGCUUUCCAUUCAGUUUUUUUCUUCGCUCUCGAGCGUCCAUUACACCUGGGCAUCGCAGCGGGUCGAGGAGAUCAGCAGGCUGGCCGCAGACAAGACCACAACGCCCCCGCAAACUUGGCUUCCUGGGGGAUAUUCCGCCGGCCGCAUGGUGCUAGUAAGAAAGUGUCAGUGCACACGGUGGUGGUGGUUAGUAUGGAUAAGUGUCUGUCCGCCGUCGAGAAUCGGUCUGCUUCCUGUUCUCACUUGA
Molecule: messenger RNA, 276 nt
Organism: Plenodomus lingam JN3
Lineage: Eukaryota; Fungi; Ascomycota; Dothideomycetes; Pleosporales; Leptosphaeriaceae
Source: RefSeq, a predicted model, not a curated record